AAGAACAAAAAAUAAAAGGGAAAAAAAAAAACAACCACACAACCAAAUAAAUGAGCCGGGCGAAGAGCCAGGCUGGGAGCACCAAAGGACGUGCCCGGAGCCGGGAAACGGAGGGAUUCGGGGGGCAAAAAGCUGACCGGAAUGUGGGGAGCGCCGGUCGGCCUGGGGGGCCACCCCACUCCCCCCAGCCUGCUGCCACUGACCUGCCUCCUGGCCCUGCACACAGGUCUCCUGGCGGGGGUGAACAUCACCAGCCCCACGGUGCUGGUCCGCGGCACAGCUGGCAAAGCAGCGCUGCUGUCGGUGCGUUACGCCAGCGCCAGUGCUGACAAGCCAGUGGUGAAGUGGCAGCUGAAGCGCGACAAGCCCGUCACCGUUGUCCAGUCCAUCGGCACCGAGAUCAUUGGCAACCUCCGGCCCGACUACCGCGACCGCAUCCGGGUGCUGGAGAAUGGCUCCUUGCUCAUCAGCCCUUUGCAGCUGGCUGAUGAAGGAGCUUAUGAGGUAGAGGUGUCCAUCACUGAUGACACUUUCACCGGUGAGAAGACCAUCAACCUCACCGUGGACAUCCCCAUCUCAAAGCCACAAGUGCUGGUGGCAUCCUCGACGGUGUUGGAGCUCAGCGAGUUCUUCACCCUCAACUGCUCGCACGAGAACGGCACUAAGCCCACCUACACCUGGCUGAAGGACGGGCGGCCGCUGAGCAAUGACUCCCGCCUGCUCCUCUCCCCUGACCAGAAGAUCCUCACUAUCACCCGUGUUCUCAUGGCCGAUGAUGAUGUCUACAGCUGCCUGGUGGAAAACCCCAUCAGCCAUGGCCGUAGCAUGCCUGUGAAGCUCACCGUCUACCGCCGGAGCUCCCUCUACAUCAUCCUUUCCACAGGCGGUAUCUUCCUCCUCAUCACCCUGGUGACAGUUUGUGCCUGCUGGAAGCCCUCCAAGAAGUACGGCUGCGGGGAGAAGCGCCAGGCAGAGACGCAGGCAGCCCCCGAGUUCUCUGAGCAGGACGAUGAGCGACUGAAGCACGAGGCCGAGAGCAUCCCACGGAGCAGCGACCACGACCGCAAGAACCCGGUGGCCUUGUACAUCCUCAAAGACAAGGACUCACCAGAGGCAGAGGAGGAGUCGCCACCCGAGCCCCGGGUUGCAGUGGAGCCAGGUUACACCAGCUCGCCAGGGCCGGCCGCUGGCCGCUCGCCGGGCCCACCAGUGGGGCGCUCCACUCGCCGCUACCAUCGCUCGCCGGCGCGCUCACCCGCUUCCACGCGGACCCACCGCUCACCCCCUGGUUCACCGGCACGUUCCCGUGGGGCCCCGCGGCUGCUGCGGACUGCUGGCGUCCACAUCAUCCGGGAGCAGGAGGAGGCCAACGCCGUGGAGAUCAGUGCCUGAGCUGCGGGGACACAUGCGCCCUCGGGCGAGCCAGCAGGGACACCGGCUCGGCCCGGCGCAAAGUCACUAAUUUGCUAUUGAUCCCACCCGGAGCUCCCCUCUUCUGUCCCCUGCCUGCCCAGGGCCGCGCUUCCAGGGAUUUCUCGCCGGGACGAGCAUGCCAGGAACAUGCAGGAUGCAUGCGCUGGCUGGGUGUGCAGUGCCCAGAGAGAGCGUGUGAGGGAGCAUGCACAGAGUGUGCAUGGGGAGGGUGCACAAGCAGCGUGCAGAGAGCAAGCGUGUAGUGUGCAGAGGGAGGAAUCAGAGUGUGCAUGAGGGCAUGUGUGGAGCAUGCAGAGAGAGCAAGCAUGACUCAGUGCACAGAGAGAGCAUGCAGGAGAACAUGUACACAAUGUGCUGCAAAAUACAUGCACCAAGCAUGCAGAGAGACCAUGCAGAGAGCGUGUGCACACGCUGCAGGGAAAGCAAUGAUGGAGCAUUCAAAAAGGUGCAACGAGAGUGUGCAUGUAGUGUGCUGAGAGAGCAUGCAGAGAAAGUGUGCAAGAGAGCAUGCACAGAGUGUGCAGAGAGUGUGUGCCAUGCUUGCAGAAGGGCACGCAGACAAGAGUGUGGCCGCAGUGUGCAGAGAGAGCAGUCACAGAGCCUGCAAGAGGGCAUGCAUGGAGUGUGCGCAAAAUUUGUGGCAAGAGCAUGAAUGGAGUGUACAGGCAGUGUGUAAGAGGCCACAUAGGGUGUGUGGGCAGGGUGUGCUGGGAGCACACAGAGAGAGUAUGCACAAAGGGUGCCAGGGGCUGCACUAGAGUGUGCAGGGAGAAGGUGCACAGAGGAGCCUGCAUGGAGUGUGUGGGUACCCAUGCACAAGUGGUGUGGAGAGUGUGUACAUGGAGAACUUGGACGAAGUGUGCAUGGAACAAGAGUGCGCAGAGAGAGCAUGUGGACAGUGUUUGUAGGGACUGUGCACAGAGUGUGCUGGGAGUGAGUGCACAGGGCAUGAGGAAAGAGCACAUGAGGCUUCCGUAUUCUUGUGAAGAGAGCAGGCAGGCAGUGUGUGCAUGGAGCAUGCAUGGAGUGUGCAGUGAGUGUGCAGAGCAUGAGGAGAAAGCACAUGCUUUGCUUGCAGGGAGUGUGCACAGAGCACACAGGAGCAUGCCCCAAGAGUAGGAGUCAGGCCAUGCAUGGAGCUUUCCUGAAUGCACAGUGGCCCAAAAGGGGGCUCCCCACUACACCAUCCCUCCUCCAGCCCCCAAACACGGGCUGACAAGCGCUGCCCUUCUGCUGCACUGGGAUUUUCCAUGAAAAUCCUCAGAUUUGGGACUCUGCCCCAGGGUCUUCCUGGGAAUAGGUUUAGGAUGAGAAGUGGGGAGUGGGCGGCCAAGCACGCCGGGCCCUGGGGCGCAGGUGGGGGAUUGGUAAGAGGGUGCCAGGGCCCCUCAGGGUGCUCAGGGUGCUACUAACCAAUAAACUCACGGUCCCGCCCAACUGGUGCCUGUGGGUGUCUUUGUGGGAGUGGGGACCCCACCCGGAGUGAGGGGACAUGCUGAGGUGGGCAGUGGCUGAGAACCAGUGAGCUCAACGCACCGGCUGGCUGCCAGAUUUAUGGGUGACAGUCAUUCACUCUGGUCCCUACUGAUGGCAUCCCAAGCUGAAAGUUAGUUUAAUCUGAAUUUGUCUUUGAACAUGGUGGGGAACUUGUUCUGAUUAAUUAAACUCAUUAACCACUGGUGUCCCCAGCCCCGCUGCUGCCAGUGUCAUCACACUCCUACCACCACCAUAACUUGACCAAGCUCUUUGUGUCCACCCCCCCUCAGCACUU
Molecule: messenger RNA, 3205 nt
Organism: Apus apus (common swift)
Lineage: Eukaryota; Metazoa; Chordata; Aves; Apodiformes; Apodidae
Gene: HEPACAM
Product: hepatic and glial cell adhesion molecule
Exons: 7
Coding region: 142-1392 (416 amino acids)
Source: RefSeq, a predicted model, not a curated record